GGGCGUGACUGCGAACUCUCCCGCCGCCGCCACCGCAAGAAGAGAAGUCCGAGGCGGCUUCCUUCUCCCUGCCCUGAGGGGGUGGCAGGCAGAGGUAGACAGCACCCCAGUUCUCCCCACGUCGUCCGCACUUGUGGCUGCGGGGAGCCCGCAUUCACUCGCCCCAGCUCGGCCAGAAACGAGCUCCCCUCGGACCAGGUCUCCUGCCCCUCCCAAGGACCAUGCUGAAGCCCUGCUGACACAGGAGUAGGGGCCUGAGGGCAGGGUGCCUGGCAUGGGCUGUGUGUUCUGCAAGAAGUUGGAGCCAGGGCCCAAGGAGGAUGUUGACCUGGAAGAGAAAUUCAGGAGCCAUGGGGCUGCAGACCGCUACGGCCCUGACCCCACUCGGUCCUGGCCUGCAUCCUCCUUUGCCCAGAUCCCCAACUACAACAACUUCUCCGCUCAGCCCGCCAGCCCCGCCUUCCUCGAUGCUGGCACUAUCAGGGGCAUCACAGGGACUGGGGUGACCUUGUUCAUCGCCCUGUAUGACUAUGAGGCCCGGACAGAGGAUGACCUUACCUUCACCAAGGGCGAGAAGUUCCACAUCCUGAACAAUACUGAAGGUGACUGGUGGGAAGCUCGGUCCCUCAGCUCUGGACAAACUGGCUAUGUUCCCAGCAACUACGUGGCCCCUGUGGACUCCAUCCAAGCUGAAGAGUGGUACUUUGGAAAGAUCGGGAGGAAGGAUGCAGAGAGGCAGCUGCUCUCACCAGGCAACCCCCAGGGUGCCUUCCUCAUCCGGGAGAGUGAGACCACCAAAGGUGCCUACUCCCUGUCCAUCCGUGAUUGGGACCAGACAAGAGGCGAUCAUGUAAAGCAUUACAAGAUCCGUAAGCUGGACACGGGUGGCUUCUACAUCACCACACGGGCCCAAUUCGAUUCGGUGCAGGAGCUGGUGCAGCACUACAUGGAGGUGAAUGAUGGGCUGUGCUACCUGCUCACCGCUGCCUGCACCACCAUGAAGCCGCAGACACUGGGCCUGGCCAAGGAUGCCUGGGAGAUCAGCCGCAGUUCCAUCGCUUUGGAGCGCCGGCUGGGCACUGGCUGCUUCGGGGAUGUGUGGCUGGGCACCUGGAAUGGCACCACGAAGGUGGCAGUGAAAACCCUGAAACCGGGCACCAUGUCCCCAACGGCCUUCCUGGAGGAGGCGCAGAUCAUGAAGCUGCUGCGUCACGACAAGCUGGUGCAGCUGUACGCAGUGGUGUCGGAGGAGCCCAUUUACAUCGUGACCGAAUUCAUGUGCCACGGUAGCUUGCUGGAGUUCCUUAAGAACCGGGAGGGCCAGGAAUUGAGGCUGCCCCAGUUGGUGGACAUGGCAUCCCAGGUAGCUUCGGGCAUGGCCUACAUGGAGCGCAUGAAUUACAUCCACCGAGACCUGAGGGCUGCCAACAUCCUGGUGGGGGAGCAGCUGGUGUGCAAGGUCGCUGACUUCGGACUGGCCCGCCUCAUCACGGAUGAUGAGUACAACCCUCAGCAAGGGACCAAGUUCCCCAUCAAGUGGACAGCCCCAGAGGCCGCUCUCUUUGGCAGAUUCACCAUCAAGUCUGAUGUGUGGUCUUUUGGAAUCCUGCUCACUGAAAUCAUCACCAAAGGCCGAGUCCCGUACCCAGGCAUGAUUAACCGGGAAGUGCUGGAACAGGUGGAACGUGGCUACCACAUGCCAUGUCCGCCAGGCUGUCCAGCAUCCCUGUAUGAGGCCAUGGAACAGACCUGGCGGCUGGACCCAGAGGAAAGACCCACCUUUGAGUUUCUGCAGUCCUUCCUGGAAGACUACUUUACCUCCUCAGAGCCACAGUACCAGCCUGGGGAAGACACAUAGCUCAAACAGCCAUCAGCCACCUCUCGGGGGUGCCCACCAGCCUUUGCCAGUCCCCAGGACUCUGAUACCAAAGUCCCCAGGUAUAGAACAUGUCAGAGAAGACUGAGUUCUCUGAGCCCAGCUAGGGCAACCCACUCAUUUUACACAUGGAGGAAAUGGAAGCUUAUAGGGCCUCUCUCAUCCACUCUGCCCCUAAGCAUGGCUCGCUUCUCCUCUUCUCGCCUCAGGCCCUCCAUCCCUCUAGCCUCUUUCUCCCUGCUUCCCCCAAAUGCUUAUACCAUGUCUAGUUAUUUAUGAAACUGUAUAGCCUUCCUUCACCUAUCUCGCUGCAUUCCUGCCCUCCUGGCAUCCUACUGUGGUCCAGGACACAAGAACUUACCUCUGACUUUCAGUUCUCUGUGUCUGUAAGUUACAAAGAUGGGCAGUCUUUGCUGGACUCCUUUCCCGCUAGCUGGAAGCUGUGGUCGGGGCCCAGGUUUGGGUGCAGCACCUUCCUGAAUAGUGGUGUGUGUGUGUGUUUAUUGAUUAUGUAAAUAAGGAAAAUAACAAUAUAAAUCCUUGAACCAGAAAAA
This is a messenger RNA of Cavia porcellus (domestic guinea pig), 2430 nucleotides long. RefSeq names its product FGR proto-oncogene, Src family tyrosine kinase (gene Fgr). Gene Ontology annotation, molecular function: non-membrane spanning protein tyrosine kinase activity; ATP binding; signaling receptor binding. Gene Ontology annotation, cellular component: extrinsic component of cytoplasmic side of plasma membrane. Gene Ontology annotation, biological process: integrin-mediated signaling pathway; cell differentiation; innate immune response. Lineage: Eukaryota; Metazoa; Chordata; Mammalia; Rodentia; Caviidae. The coding region runs from base 275 to 1858 and encodes 527 amino acids. The transcript is spliced from 13 exons. The record is from RefSeq and is a predicted model, not a curated record.